AGUAAUUUAAUGGUUAUCACUUCUCACUUAUGUGUAAAAGAAGAAAGAAUUAUUACGUGCGUGCAUAACAUUCGCCAUCAAACCACAAUCAAAAGGAGUUUGUUUUCUCUCUCAACUCUCACCCAUAAUUAAUUACAACACAAAUAAUAUAUUGUUAUAUAAAGAAAAAAAAUGUUCAAAAUUCCAACACCACAGAAAUUGUCCUCAGUGACAGCGACAAAAGCAAAAUUGGAAACCACUUGUUUAUUUUUUUUUUCCUAAUUUAUAUUAUUAUUAUUUUUUAAAUAGUGUAUAUUCCAAUCCAAGUAUUAUUUGAUAAUUACACAAUUAUCAAUUUUGGUGGGCUCAUCAACGUGACAUCGGCCAUGCAUUUCAGGGGGUGUACUUGCAUCAAUUACGCCAUACCUAAAAUACCCACUCCUAAAUUAAAUAUAUUUAUUUUAUUUUACUUUAUUAUAUCAAAAUCAGCUUUCUGUCACCUUUGGGCUUUGUCCUUGACCACACCCUAUUUGCUUUAUAAAGUAUUAAAAUUAUUGAAUUCUAUAUUUUUAAUAUUCUAAUAAAGAUAUAUCAGCUAAAAAACAUUUUUCAUUUUACAAAUAUAAUUAUAUAGUAAUUAAUAUCAUAAUUACAUUUUUAGGUACCUAAGCUAGUUCUACUAGAAUAAAAUCAAUUAUUGUAGUCAAUUAUUAUAGAGAUAAUCCACUGGGUUUAGCAAAUUAAAAAUGUCACUGUUAAUUAAUUAAUAUUAUUAGAGUAUUUGUUCUAAUUCUCAAAGCUUUUUUUUAGCAGCCUCUAGAAAAAUAGAUACCAAUAUACUUCCGGCCAGCAUAAUCUAAAAAAUGACGACCAAUUUCACCGCCAGCAAUUCAACCGCUCCGCCGCACGACAAUAACUCCGAUAUGUCACCUCUGAACGCCGUCCUUUGCCUAGUGGCGGUCAUCACGAUACCGAUAAUAUCCUACACACUCUUCGUGGCAAUAAAAUGCCCUCGAAACCCCUGCUUCUGGUGGAGGAGCUCCGCCGCCGCACCGACGGCGGAUCUGACCUGUAAGGCCGAUAGACUGGAAUUAGUCCGCGGCGGAAGCAGUUGCGAUGACCAGUGCCCCGUGUGCUUGUCGGCGUUCGCACAAGGGGAAGAGAUACGCCUGCUGGGCGCGUGUAAGCACGCGUUCCACGCCGCGUGCAUCGAUAUGUGGCUGCACUCUCAUUCGAGCUGCCCGGUCUGCCGCGCCGCCGUUCCGGUUAAGCGGUCGAAACGGGGUUCGGUUGUUGGUCGGGAAGAUGAUGAUUUCCGGCAAGGCUUGCCGGAUUCUGCUAAUUUAAUUUGAUUUUCACUCUAUAUAUAUUCCAUUAAUAGUUAUUGUUACUCUUGUAAAAAUUGAUUUAUGUUCUUCGGUUGAUUGAUUGAUUAUAUAUAUAUAUAUAUAUUUUUUAUU
Molecule: messenger RNA, 1439 nt
Organism: Erythranthe guttata (spotted monkey flower)
Lineage: Eukaryota; Viridiplantae; Streptophyta; Magnoliopsida; Lamiales; Phrymaceae
Product: RING/U-box superfamily protein
Source: RefSeq, a predicted model, not a curated record